AUGCCCUGGAAAGCUCUCUUCAUGCCGGCGAGGCACAUGUCGAGGGACAUGUUUACCUGUGAGUACUUCGACUGCAACGAUGCCUUCGGACACGGUGCCUUCCAGAAGCGGCUGAUGAUGCUGUGUGCCCUCGGUGCCUUCUUGGCGAACAUCCACGCCUUGGCUUUCCCGCUGAUCUCAAAAAGCGUGCAAUACAGGUGCAAGCAGCCGUACGCCAACGAUUCGAAUGCCUUCGGGAAGAACGGGGCAGCUCGCGACGAUAGCGGACAGAUCGGAGAGUGCCUUGUCUACGAGGACCCCGCCGACCCUAACGACACGCAGACCGUGCCGUGUGUCGAGUGGGAGUACGACGAAGACCGGGCGAAGAGUACGGCCGUGAGUACCUGGAACAUGGUGUGCGGAAGAAAGCCACUCAUCGUCGUCAUGUACGCAAUUCAAAACACCGGUCCCGCCGUGUUCGUCUUGACAGCCGGGUAUUUCGCGGACAACUACGGCCGAGUGCCUGUGCUGUUGACAGCGAUUGCGGUGCUAACAAUCUCGACGGUAGCGGUUUGCGUGUUUCGUGACUAUGCAGUGCACGCGGUGUUCAAGUUCUUCAGCUCGGGCAGCUCCAUACUGACCAUGACCUCCUCCGCCAUUUCUCUCUUCGAGGUGACAACCCACGACAACAGGCCGCUCAGCAUAGCUGUGAGCAUCACCAUUGGCCUGUUGGUCGCCGAUUCGUGGUUCUUCCUCCUGGUGCCUUGGAGUCUGCGCUGGGAACGAAAGUUAAGCGUUUUCCUUCUGCCAGCCCUGGUCCUGCUGCCAACGUUCCUGCUGGUCCACGAGUCGCCACGCUGGCUCAUUGCUACCGGGAGGUUCAACCGAGCAGAGGAGGUCGUAAUUGCAGCCGCCGACAAGAACCACUUCCCGCUGGCUAACGCAGCGUGCCUCAUCGAUUCACUGAAAGAGGACACGACCAACAGGUUGAACAGGCGAAAGUCGACGUGCGCCGAAGAACUGCUCAGUCUGUUCUCCAUGCGGCGUCGCGCCCUGGUCUUGUGCGGCUGCUUCUUUUCAAACUCGUUUGCCCUGUACGCCAUCACCUUCUCCAAGGGUCAGCUCUACACGCCGUGGCUCCCGUUCAUCGCGUUCUUCUUCAACUCCUCAGUCUACGGGCUGGCGCACUGGCUCAUGAGAAGGUUUGCCAUGCUCACGGUGAUCACCAUACUGUUCGCGGUGCUGUGCAUCGUACAGUGCUUUCUCUGCCUCACCGUGUUCGGCGAGUACGAUGUCGCCACGGAGGCCCUGUUGCAGGCGGACAUAGCGCUGUACUACUCCGGCGCCGUGGUGUGCUUCGUCUACGUCCUGGAACUGUUCCCGACGGCACUGCGUGCGACCGCCGUAGGUUGGACUGUCGCUUGUGGUCGUCUUGGAGUAGGAUGCGCCCUGUUCUUGUCCAUGCUCAUAAACAGCGGACUCAAGUACGUGCCGCCGGCUGUCGCCGGCCUUCUGCUUUUUCUGUCACUGCUUACGCUGCGCAUAUUGCCGCCCGCCACGACAAUCGAGUGCACCAAGAUCGCGUGCCAAGAAACAACGUAUAGGGACACUCAGAACAUUGAGCUCAUGAAGGCCACGCUCGAUACCCGGCUGAGCGAGCGCAAGAAGGCGAAGACCCCUUCUGAGAGCACAAACAGGUCCACUUCAAACCGCAGCCGCCGUUUGAAGGGAAAGGAAUGA
Rhipicephalus microplus (southern cattle tick) is the source of this 1719-nucleotide messenger RNA. Its product is annotated as solute carrier family 22 member 7-like. Lineage: Eukaryota; Metazoa; Arthropoda; Arachnida; Ixodida; Ixodidae. Gene Ontology annotation, biological process: transmembrane transport. Gene Ontology annotation, molecular function: transmembrane transporter activity. The record is from RefSeq and is a predicted model, not a curated record. Gene Ontology annotation, cellular component: membrane.